This is a messenger RNA of Calidris pugnax (ruff), 1330 nucleotides long. RefSeq names its product dynein, axonemal, light intermediate chain 1 (gene DNALI1). Lineage: Eukaryota; Metazoa; Chordata; Aves; Charadriiformes; Scolopacidae. The transcript has 5 exons. Gene Ontology annotation, molecular function: dynein heavy chain binding. The annotation marks the transcript as partial. Gene Ontology annotation, cellular component: filopodium; axoneme. The record is from RefSeq and is a predicted model, not a curated record.
CCGCCGGUGUCUUUUGGCGUUAGGGAGUGGGAGGAGGAGAACCGGCUGUGGGUGCAGGAGGUGUCGAGCGUGCCCAGCACCCGCCUGGACGUGGUGCACCUCCAGGAGCAGCUGGACCUGCGGCUGCAGCAGCGCCAGGCCCGGGAGACCGGCAUCUGCCCCGUGCGCAGGGAGCUCUACUCGCAGUGCUUCGACGAACUGAUCCGUGAAAUCACCAUUAACUGUGCAGAGCGAGGGCUGCUGCUGCUCCGUGUCAGGGAUGAAAUCCAGAUGACGAUCGCCGCGUACCAGACGCUGUACGAGAGCAGCGUGGCCUUUGGCAUGCGGAAGGCGCUUCAAGGCGAGCAGGGCAAAUCUGACAUGGAAAAGAGAAUUGCAGAGCUAGAAGAGGAAAAGCGGGAGCUGCAAAAACAAGUGAGAGAAGAGAAAGCGAGAUGUGAAGCGAUUGAAAAACGCGAGACCGAAAGGCGCCAGAUAGAAGAGAAGAAACACAGUGAAGAGGUUCAGUUCCUGAAACGAACAUAUCAGCAGCUGAAGGCCCAACUUGAAAGCAUCACUGCACCAAACAAGUAGCUUUUUUCACUGUCCUCCAGGCACUGCUCGGGGGAGCUGUCGGGAGUUGAAAUUCAAGACUUAGUUCCUGCCCCCUCUUUCAACGCGAUCUCAGUAGACCUGGCUGGGACUUGCCUGGUGGUAACACGCUAACGACCUUCAAAGCAAUAAACUAAUAAACACUUUAAUAUGCAAGCAUCUCUGUCAUAUUAUUACUUUGUAAACGUUGUAGAAAAUUCAGAAAUAAUACAUUUCUUGUGGACGCUUUGUGUAAGUCACAUUCACUAAGACUCAAGUUGCAGGUAACCCCUGGGCAGGUGUCUCGUGGGUGUUUCCUUGAAAACGUGCAAAUUGCUGUGAGUUGUACAUGGCAAACCUCCUCAGAACCCUUGGUGCUAACCCAGGAUGAGCAAACCUGGGCUCUCUACAUGGUUAUUUCUAAAGGGACAGAGGGGUGUGACACCAUUCCGAGGGGCACUUCUCAGUGGAAGCAAAGAAAUCCCCACUGGAGGUGCCCGUGUGACCAGCUGUUCCACAGGCGUGGGGCAGGUCAUUCGCUACAGUCGUGUAAAAACUCCAUAAAGCUCCUUUCCAGAAAAAAAAUCCCCAAACCCAGCACUGCUGGGUGACACUUCAGGAUAUGUCUGGCCCACGCGGUGUUUACUGGCCUCAGCCAGCGAUGUGGAAAUACCGCAACCUCCAGUUGCAUAAAGAACUCUCAGAUGAUGCACAAACAAAGAGUGAGAUGCUGCUCCUGGGAACGAGACAGACACGUCAA